GAAGUUUUUCUUCCCUGUCUCUGGGGUGCGUGGUGUGGUGCUGAGUGUGGUCUUGCGUGUUGGAUCACUUCACUGAGGUCUCCCAGUCGGUGUCAAGUCGUUUCCAACCGGAUAAAAGAAAGAUCUGACAGGAUGGCGUUAAACCUAACCAUCAACACAAACAAUCCACCUCUAGGGGCGCUUUUGGCUGCCGAGCAUGUGAAGAGCUCAGUGCAGGUGUCGGUGGAGGAAGGCAAAGACACCAAGCUGCACAUCUCAGAUUCUGUCCAGUUCAACGAUGCCAACUCCAUAUGCCGCUACCUGGCCCGGGUGGCUCCUGCUCUCGGCCUUUAUGGAGCCAACACCAUGGAGCAGACAGAGGUGGAUCACUGGCUAGAGUUCAGCGCUCGCCGUCUUUGCGAUCAGCCCAGUCUGACUGGAGCUCUUGGUGAGCUGGACAAGGCCCUGUCUCUGCGGACCUUCCUGGUUGGACACGCCCUCACUCUGGCUGACCUGUCUGUGUGGGCUGCCCUCAAAGGUCACAACGAAUGGCCAGGCCAAGGCAGUUCUUUCCCCCACAUCAGCCGCUGGUUCUUCUUCUUGAGCUCACAGGUUCCCUUCUCAGUCGUGGGGAAAAAGUAUCCCAGCAAGAAAGCUCCGAUGAACAAAUCAAAUUCGGACGAGAAGAAGCAGGAUGUUGGGAAGUUUGUGGAGUUGCCGGGAGCAGAGGUGGGCAAAGUGGUGGUUCGAUUCCCCCCUGAAGCCAGCGGAUAUCUGCACAUCGGUCAUGCCAAGGCCGCCCUCCUCAACCAGCACUACCAGGUGACAUUUAAAGGCAAACUCAUCAUGCGCUUUGAUGACACCAACCCUGAAAAGGAGAAGGAGGACUUUGAGAAGGUCAUCCUGGAAGAUGUGGCCAUGCUCCAGAUCCGUCCGGACCAGUUCACCUACACCAGCGACCACUUUCCCAUCAUCAUGAAGAUGGCGGAGCAGCUGCUCCAGGAGGGCAAAGCCUACAUCGACGACACGCCCCCCGAGCAGAUGAAGCAGGAGCGGGAGCAGCGGGUGGAGUCCAGAUGCAGGAGCAACACCGUGGAGCAGAACAUGAAGAUGUGGGCGGAGAUGAAGGCCGGGACGGAGCUGGGCCAGACCUGCUGCAUGAGGGCCAAGAUCGACAUGGCCUCCAACAACGGCUGCAUGAGAGACCCCACCCUGUACCGCUGCAAGAACGCCCCCCACCCCCGUACCGGAAGCAACUACAACGUCUACCCCACAUACGAUUUUGCCUGCCCCAUCGUGGACAGCUUGGAGGGCGUCACGCACGCUCUCAGGACCACCGAGUACCACGACCGCGACGACCAGUUCUACUGGAUCAUCGACGCGCUGCGUCUCAGGAAGCCCUACAUCUGGGAGUACGCCCGGCUCAACCUCAACAACACCGUGCUGUCAAAGAGGAAGCUCACCUGGUUCGUCGACCAGGGCUACGUCGACGGAUGGGAUGACCCUCGGUUCCCGACUGUAAGAGGAGUCCUGCGCAGAGGCAUGACCGUGGAGGGUCUGAAGCAGUUCAUUGCAGCUCAGGGUGGAUCGAGAUCAGUGGUGAACAUGGAGUGGGACAAGAUCUGGGCCUUUAAUAAAAAGGUCAUCGACCCAGUGGCUCCCAGGUACACGGCCCUGUCCAGCUCCUACGUGGUUCCAGUUUCUGUCCCAGAGGCGAAGGAGGAAAUGAAGGAAGUGGCCAAACAUCCUAAGAACCCAGAGGUGGGGAUGAAGGAGGUCUGGUAUGGACCUCGAGUUAUGGUGGAAGGAGCCGACGCAGAGACCCUCUCAGUGGGGGAGGUGGUCACCUUCAUCAACUGGGGGAACCUCAUCAUCACCAAGAUCAACAAGGGGGCUGACGGCAAGAUCGCAUCCAUGGAGGCUCGCCUCAACCUGGACAACAAAGACUACAAGAAGACGACAAAGAUCACCUGGCUGGCCGACGCCAAUGGAGGCCCCCUGCUGCCCGCCGUCUGCGUCAACUACCAGCCACUCAUUUCGAAGGCCGUCAUCACCAAAGACGACGACUUCAAAGAUUACAUCAAUAAAAACAGCAAGUUGGAGGAGAAGAUGCUUGGAGAUCCCUGUCUGAAGAACCUGAAGAAGGGUGACAUCAUCCAGCUCCAGAGGCGUGGCUUCUACAUCUGUGACCAGCCCUACGAGCCAGUCAGUCCAAACAGCUGUAAAGAGAGCCCUUGUGUCCUGAUCUACAUUCCUGACGGACACACCAAGGAGAUGCCAACUGCUGGGUCCAAGGAUAAAAGCAAGAGCCAGGCCUCCAGCAGCACACCUGCCUCCACCACCAAAGCCUCUUCAACCUCAUCAACCCCUUCAGCCACAGCGGCCCCAGCCCCAACCUCAGCAACUGAACUGUUCUCCAGCAUCGUUGCACAAGGCGAAACUGUCCGGCAGCUAAAAUCCGCCAAAGCUCCCAAAGAGGAAGUGGACAAGGCAGUUCAGCAGCUGCUGUCUCUGAAGGCCCAGUUUAAGCAGCAGACGGGGGCAGAUUACAAACCAGGCAUGGCCCCUCCCAACCCCGCCCCAUCCACGCCUGCCCCAGCAGCAGACUCCGCCUCCUGCCCAUUCACCCGCGUUUCCAAGCAGGGCGAGCUGGUCAGGAAACUGAAGGCCGAGCAGGCGCCGAAGGAUCAGGUCGACGCUGCAGUGAAGCAGCUCCUCGCUCUCAAGGCGGAGUUCAAAAAGCUCACCGGUCAGGAUUACAAACCAGGGAUGGCCACCCCCGCCGCCACUGCCCCGCCCCCUGCGACCUCCCCCCCCUCCUCUCCUUCAGGCCUGUAUGAGCGGGUCGCACAGCAGGGAGAGGUCGUGAGGAAACUGAAGUCUGAAAAAGCCCCAAAGGACCAGGUGGAUGCGGCAGUAAAGCAGCUGCUCGCCUUGAAGGUGGAGUAUAAGCAGCUCACGGGUCAGGAGUACAAGCCUGGGGCUGCUCCGGCUCAGAAGGCCCCCGCCCCGGUCCAGAACAGCCCCAGUCCCGCCCCACCGGCUACUGGCCUCUACGAGAGAGUUUCCCAACAGGGAGAGGUGGUCAGGAAACUGAAGGGUGAAAAAACUCCGAAAGAUCAGGUGGACGCUGCCGUGAAGAUGCUCCUGGCUCUAAAGGCUGAGUACAAACAAGAGACCGGACAGGACUAUAAGCCUGGCCAACAAGCCCCAGCGAGCCCUGCGCAGAGCAAGGGCAGCCCUGCGUCCAGCCAAUCCGGUCCCUCCCCGCAGGCCCAGGAGCUUUUCUCACUGGUGGCCCAGCAGGGGGAGCUGGUGAGGAAACUGAAGACAGAGAAGGCCCCCAAGGAACGGGUUGAUGAGGCUGUGAAGUCGCUUCUGGAGCUCAAGAGCAAGUACAAGUCUGUCACCGGAGAGGAUUACAAACCAGUGACUACUCCGGGAGCCCCCGGAGGAGAGGACAAGAACCGUAAAGAGAGGGAGAACAAGUCUGAGAAACAGGGGGGAGGUGGAGGAGGAGGGGGAAAGAAGGGUAAAGGAGAGAAGGGGGGUCAGGGUAAGGAGUCAUCCGGAGGAGCAGGAGGCUCGGGAGAGGGCCAAGGCCCAAAAAAACAGACACGGUUGGGCUUAGAGGCAAAGAAAGAGGAGAACCUUGCUGACUGGUACUCUCAGGUCAUCACUAAGGCAGAGAUGAUCGAGUACUAUGACGUUAGCGGCUGCUAUGUGCUGCGUCCCUGGUCAUAUUCCAUUUGGGAGGCCAUCAAAGACUUCUUUGACCGGGAAAUCAAGAAGCUGGGUGUCGAGAACUGCUACUUCCCGAUGUUUGUCUCUCAGGCCGCCCUAGAGAAGGAGAAGUCCCACAUUGAGGACUUUGCUCCAGAGGUUGCUUGGGUGACUCGUUCAGGGAAGACUGAGCUGGCCGAGCCCAUUGCUGUCAGACCCACCAGUGAGACGGUUAUGUAUCCGGCCUACGCUAAAUGGGUGCAGUCCCACAGAGACCUGCCAAUCAAACUCAACCAGUGGUGUAACGUUGUGAGAUGGGAGUUCAAACACCCUCAGCCAUUCCUGAGAACGAGGGAGUUCCUUUGGCAGGAGGGGCACACGGCCUUUGCCACUAAAGAGGAGGCAGCUGAGGAGGUGCUGCAGAUCCUGGAUUUGUACGCUAGAGUGUAUGAAGAGCUGAUGGCUAUCCCCGUGGUGAAAGGAAGGAAAACGGAGAAGGAGAAGUUCGCAGGAGGAGAUUACACCACCACCGUGGAGGCAUUCAUCUCUGCCAGCGGCCGAGCCAUUCAGGGGGCUACAUCUCACCAUCUGGGCCAGAACUUCUCCAGGAUGUUUGAGAUCGUCUUUGAAGAUCCCAAAAAACCUGGAGAGAAGCAGCUGGCCUUCCAGAACUCCUGGGGCAUCACAACCAGGACCAUUGGUGUCCUCACCAUGGUCCACGGGGACAACAUGGGACUUGUGCUCCCCCCCAGGGUGGCCUGUCUGCAGGUUGUCAUCAUCCCUUGCGGAAUCACUGCAUCCUUGCCAGAACAAGAAAAGGAUGCACUGCUGGCGCAGUGCACUAAAUACCUGAGAAGGCUGCUGGAUGCCGGCGUCAGGGUGAAGACUGACCUCCGAGACAACUAUUCCCCAGGAUGGAAAUUCAACCACUGGGAGCUAAAGGGAGUACCUAUCCGUCUGGAGGUGGGUCCUAAAGACAUGCAGCAGAAGCAAUGUGUUGCUGUGAGGAGAGAUUCAGGUGCAAAGGUCACAAUACCACAGGUGGAGGUGGAGAAGAGGAUGGUCGCCAUGUUGGAAGACAUCCAGAACAGCCUGUACAAGAAAGCUUCAGAUGACCUGAGGACUCACAUGGUCGCUGUAGACACGAUGGAACAGUUCCAGAAGGAGUUGGACCAGGGAAAAAUCGUCCAGAUCCCGUUCUGUGGAGGAAUUGAAUGCGAGGACUGGAUCAAGAAAAUCACUGCCAAGGACCAGGAUCUGGAGCCUGGAGCUCCAUCCAUGGGAGCUAAGAGCCUCUGCAUCCCCUUCUCUCCCCUAAAGCCCCUGCAGCCAGGCCAGAUGUGCGUGAGCGGCAAAGAGCCUGCACAGUACUACACCCUGUUUGGACGGAGCUACUAAAGCCCUGGUCCACCCCAAUGGACACCUCCGUAGAGAAGGGCUUCCCCACGUCCUCCAUCCAGUUUCUUCUAUCCUGCUCUAAUUUGGGUUUUUAAGCCAGCUGUGGUAUGCGGUCUGAAGAGUUCAGAAUAAGGAAUGGUUUGUUUUGUUUUGUUUUUUUAACGUGUUAACAUUGUGACGCAAAAACUAUCUCUGUUGCAAAGGCAACAGAGAUAGUUUACGGUUGGGAUAUAAUCUGUUACCUUUGUAUUUGAUAACUAUUCAAAGGCCAUACACGUGGGCAGAAUAUUUACAGCCGAGAGGCAGUAUGCAAAUAAAUAUGGCUACCUCUGAAGCAGGUUUAUUCAAAUCUAAUAUUUUAACCUCUAAGGUCCUAAAUUUAGCUGGUUUAAAUGGUGUCGGUGAUCAUCUAUAGGUAGAUGCUGGCCUUUCAACUCUGUCAAAAUCCUUCAAAAACUGUUAAUGAAAGGAAUCCCCUGAGAAUUUUACCGUCUUCUGCUGAAAGGCACUCUUUGCUGGCCAACAGUUUCUAUCUAUCUAUCUCAGGAACACUGUGGGUACUCAGGCUUGCAGUUUGAGUUUAAUUCUUACAGCCAUGUCAGCUCUGCUGUGCGUCCGGUUGUGUGACCACAUUCUAUGAUGAAUAAGGGAUGGCGUUAAGUCAGUAGAGAUGUAGCCACCUGCCACUUAUCCCCCAAUAAUGUACUCUGCUGCCUGUGUAUAAUAAAGGAAUUUCCAUGACAAGGUGACUUGUUUCAGUUGAUUAUUGGUUACUUGUGUUUGAGUAAAAAUAUACACAGCCACAG
Menidia menidia (Atlantic silverside) is the source of this 5906-nucleotide messenger RNA. The record is from the annotation of a GenBank genome assembly. Lineage: Eukaryota; Metazoa; Chordata; Actinopteri; Atheriniformes; Atherinopsidae.